AUGAAUCUUCUGCCAAAGGCCGUCGAAGAGUUUCGCGAUACAUCUUAUUGGGACAAAUUUUUUGAAAAUGUUGGCCAAGAAGCAUUUGAAUGGUAUUCAGAUUAUUGUGAUCUCGAGCCUGUAUUGAAUAAAUACGUAAAACCAAAAGAUAGUGUUUUGAUAAUUGGUUGUGGAAAUUCUCGUUUAAGCAAUGAUUUAUAUGAUUCUGGCAUUGAAAAUAUUCAUAAUAUUGAUAUAUCAGAAACUGUGAUAAACAAAAUGCAAAAGGAUAAUCGACGUCGAAACAAAAUGAUUUAUUCAACAAUGGACGCUCGUCAGAUGACGUACAACGACGAUCAGUUUAGUGUUGUAUUGGAUAAAGGUACAAUCGAUGCAUUAAUGUCGAACAAAAGUGUGCAGGUCUUAUCAGAUAUAGAUCAAAUAUUAACAGAAGUAGCACGCGUCAUUCGUUCAAAUGGACGUUUUAUAUGUAUUUCACAGUGGCUAUUACGUUAUCAUCAUAUUGUAACAAAAAAAAAUUUUUCAUUGCCAGUGUUUGCAUUUGUUUUUACAAAAAUGAAUAUAAAUCCUCCUUUUAUUGAAAUUCAAUUAUACAAUUCUUCGAAUUUAUUUCGAUGUAAUUCAUUGGAUAAAGCAAUUGAAACCGUUCAAGAAUGUCAAAUAACAUGUUUCAAAAAAUAUGAAUUUAAACAAAAAUUUGUGUCUGGUGGUGAGACGCCUACAAUUGAUUUUUUUGAUACUAAAACAAAUUUAAAACGGUAUCAAAUAAUUGCAACAAAUAGUAAAACAAAAUAUAAACAAUUAUUCGCUGCGUUCAUUGUUCCAAAAGGAAGAAAUCGUGAUUGGUUAUUUGCCACAUCGGCUGGACGUCAAGAUGUUAUUAAUAGUGCAAAAUAUAAUUGUCUAAUCUUUAUUUACUUACAAUCAGAUCAAAUUUAUAUAGAUUUAGAUCAAGUUAAAGCAGAAACAAGUUCAAUUGUUGUUGAUUUUAAACCAGUAAAUCUUCCGCAUAAUACAAAGAUUCCAUUCUUGUCAUCAGCCGAAGGCAUCGGUGAUGUGCACAUGUGUGAACGUUCAGCAUCAGAGUUAAGUGGACCAUAUUUAAUAGAAGACUGUAAAUAUGAAAACGAAUGGAAAAGACGAUUAAUAUUUGAAUCAAAUCCAACUGUAAUACAAAGUGAAGUAAAUUUAAAAGUAAUUACCAACGAAGCUGGAGAUAUUUCUCGAAUUCCUGAUCAUUCAAUAUUAAAUGAUGAUUAUCAUGGUGCAAUACUGUGUUGUCUGCAAGCACUAUAUAUGGAUCAAAAGAAUUUAAGUAGAAUAUUACUGAUUGGACUCGGUGGAGGAAUUCUUGGAACAAAAUUAGCAAAAACUUUUCCACAAACGUCUCUUACCGGUAUCGAUAUUGAUAGUGAAAUAGUUAAAAUUGGAAAAAAGUGGUUUGGAUUUGAUGAAAGUGACGAACGUAUUCAAUCUAUUGUGAUCGAUGGUUUAGAAUUUUUGGCUACUACAUCUCAACAAUCAAAACAACAAUAUGAUACAAUCAUAUUGGAUGUCAACAAUGGUGAUCCACAAAGUCCAUUACGAUGUCCAGCACCGUCUUUUCUUGAUGAACAGGUUUUAAAAAAUAUUAAAUCGAGUUUAACAGAGACAGGUUUAUUUGUAAUGAAUUUUGCAUCUCGUACAAGCGAUAAUCGUAGUGAUUGUAUUAAGAAACUUAUGUCUUAUUUUAAAUAUGUUUAUACUAUAAAAUUGGAUGAAGAUAUAAAUGAAGUGAUAUUUUGUUGUGAAUAUGAAUGGAAAAAUCCAUCAGUCAAAGAUCUAAAUAAAAUAAAAAACAGUUGGAAAAUAUUAUCCGUUGAUUUAAACGAUUUAUUUGCAAAAUUGACUUUACAAAAAUAG
Didymodactylos carnosus is the source of this 1902-nucleotide messenger RNA. NCBI's taxonomy places the organism in Eukaryota, Metazoa, Rotifera, Eurotatoria, Philodinida, Philodinidae. The record is from the annotation of a GenBank genome assembly.